CACCCCCCCCUGUUAAACAUGUCCUCUUCAUACGCCUCCGCCAUAUCCGCCCUUCUUCCUGAAAGCUCUUCCGGUCCACCCGACAGACCAAGCCCUCGCCCCUCAGAGGUUCAGGUUCGGAGACCUGAACCUCCCCUCGCGCCCCGCUGCCCUCCGGCCGUACGGACACGUCCUCAUUCGCCGGAUCCUCUGGGACCUUAUGAGGAGGAACAGGAGAACCCGGCCGACUACGGCAUCGGUGGAUACUACCCCGUAGAGAUCGGAACGAUAUUCGCCGACCGUUACCAAGUGGUUAAGAAGUUGGGAUGGGGUCACUUCUCGACUGUAUGGCUCUGUUGGGACAUGCUGACGGGGCGCUUCGUGGCCCUGAAGGUGGUGAAGAGCGCGCCCACGUUUACGGAGACGGCCCUGGACGAGAUCGAACUCCUGAAAUGUGUGAGGGACAGUGACCCCAGAGAUCCAAAACGUGAGACGAUCGUGCACCUUAUUGAAGACUUCAGGACCACCGGAGCGAAUGGAGAGCAUGUGUGCAUGGUUCUGGAGGUGCUUGGCCACCAGCUGCUCAGGUGGAUCAUCAAAUCCAACUACUGCGGCCUCCCGCUGCCCUGCGUCAAGAGCAUCCUCAGACAGGUCCUGCAGGGUUUAGAUUACCUGCACACCAAAUGCAAAAUCAUCCACACCGACAUCAAGCCGGAGAACAUCCUCCUGAGAGUGGACGAGGUUUACGUCCAGAAGCUGGCGGCCGACACCAAGCUGUGGCAGCUGCCGGUGUCCUCCGCGUUCACCGGCUCCACGGCGAACAGGAGCUCCAGAGAAAAUCAGAGUUUGUCCAACUUGUUGGGGAAGUUGACCGGGGUCUUCCACACUCUCAGGGAGUGGUCCAGCAAGGUCUCCAAGAGCCCCAUAAAGCGACUGACAAGAAAAGACAGGGGUCGACGAGGACAGGACCACAAUCAGAAAGCCAAACUUCAUGUGUCCUUCUCUGAUGUCACUGGCCCCUCUAGCACCCGUAGCUCCGCCUGUCACUCAAAGCUCACAGGUCCUAACCUCAUGUUGAGGAGGCAGACCCUGCUAAUGGAGGACGGACCGGACUGCUCGUGGCCAGACCUCAACACAGACGCUCCCGUCUCUGACUCCAGAUCAGCGUUAUUACAUCAGACUGCGCACAAGGAGCCGCCUCCCCCCUCACCAUCCUCUACCCGUGGGAUCGGUGACCCUGAUGUGCUUCUGGACCUCCUAAAGCCCCAGAAUGCUGAUCAAAUCCUCAUUAAGAUUGCCGACCUGGGCAAUGCCUGUUGGGUGCACAAACACUUCACUGAAGACAUCCAGACGUGUCAGUACCGCUGUGUGGAGGUUCUGAUCGGUGCCGCCUACGACACGUCGGCUGACAUCUGGAGCACCGCCUGCAUGGCGUUUGAGCUGGCCACGGGGGAUUAUCUGUUUGACCCACAAUCAGGAGCCUCAUUCACCCGCGAGGAAGAUCACGUUGCUCACAUCAUUGAGCUGCUGGGAUCCAUCCCCCCCCGGUUGGCCUUGUCAGGGAGAAACUCCAAGCAGUUCUUCAACCGCAAAGGACAACUGAGACACAUCUCCAAGCUGAAGCCGUGGAGCUUGUUCGAGAUCCUGCUGGAGAAGUACGAGUGGCCGCGGGAGGAGGCCGCCGGGUUCGGCUCCUUCCUCCUGACCAUGUUGGAGCUGCUGCCGGAGGACAGAGCCACAGCUGCCCAGUGUCUGAAACACCCCUGGAUGACCUGCUAG
Molecule: messenger RNA, 1758 nt
Organism: Cyclopterus lumpus (lumpfish)
Lineage: Eukaryota; Metazoa; Chordata; Actinopteri; Perciformes; Cyclopteridae
Product: SRSF protein kinase 3-like
Exons: 14
Coding region: 19-1758 (579 amino acids)
Biological process (GO): protein phosphorylation; regulation of mRNA processing; spliceosomal complex assembly
Molecular function (GO): protein kinase activity; ATP binding
Source: RefSeq, a predicted model, not a curated record